Molecule: messenger RNA, 2022 nt
Organism: Pimephales promelas (fathead minnow)
Lineage: Eukaryota; Metazoa; Chordata; Actinopteri; Cypriniformes; Leuciscidae
Gene: popdc1
Product: popeye domain cAMP effector 1
Biological process (GO): striated muscle cell differentiation; skeletal muscle tissue development; regulation of membrane potential
Cellular component (GO): sarcolemma
Molecular function (GO): cAMP binding
Source: RefSeq, a predicted model, not a curated record
UGUGUGCAAGUUAUAUUAGAUAAACUAAUGUGGUCUACUGUGGAAAAAACAGACGCCCUCUAGCGGUGGUGUCGCGUGCACGCGCAGAGGAGUGGCUGCUUGGUUUGUGCCCAUUUAAAGUCAAUGCCUGUCAUUGCGCUCCUCACACACACACACACACACACACAAUCUGUUAUCUUCUGCUGGACAUUCCUCCAGACCGCGCAUAUUACAGCUUCAACCUCAACUCCGCUCGAGAGAAUGUCCGUGUCUCCGUCCUACACUUCACCUCCAUUGUUCUCUAGCGUGCCCGCGCUCCCCGGUGACGCGAACGCCACGUCAUGCCAGGACUGGGCCCAGUCUCAUCAUCUGCUGUUCCACCUGGCCCACCUGAGCCUCGGACUGGGUCUGCUGAUCCCCACCACCCUUUCACUGCACAUGAUCCUGCUCAGACUGCUGCUGAUCACGGGCUGCUCUCUGCUCAUCGCCUGGGCCGCGCUGUACAGAUGCACACUGGAUGUGAUGGUGUGGAACGUGGUGUUCCUGCUGGUCAACUUCAUGCACUUCUUCUUCCUGCUGUAUAAACGCAGACCGAUUAAGAUCGACCGGGAGCUGAAGGGGGUGUACAAGCGCAUGUUCGAGCCGCUACACGUACGAGAAGCUCUGUUUCAGAGACUCACCGGCCAGUUCUGCACCAUCCAGACCCUGAAGAAGAGCCAGAUCUACGCGGCCGAAGACAAGACGUCCGUGGACGAGCGCCUCAGCAUUCUCCUCAAGGGGAAGAUGAAGGUUUCGUACCGCGGGCAUUUCUUGCAUAAUAUCUACACCAACGCCUUCAUCGACUCGCCGGAGUUCAGGUCCACUCAGUUGAACAGGGGAGAGAGGUUUCAGGUGACGAUCACCGCUGAGGAGAACUGCAAGCUCCUGUGCUGGUCCAGGGAGCGUCUGACGUACUUCCUGGAGUCCGAGUCGUUCCUGAAUGAGGUCUUCCGGUACCUCAUCGGCAAAGACAUCACCAACAAGCUCUACUCGCUCAACGACCCCACCCUGAGCGACAAGGCUGUGAAGAAGAUGGACCGCCAGCCGAGCCUGUGCUCUCAGCUCUCCAUGAUGCAGAUGAGGAACAGUAUGGCGAGCACCAGCGACACCGACGACGUGCUCAACCAGAUCCUGAGAGGCGGAUCCACCGGAUCCUCACUGCAGAAAAAUCCUCUGCCAAAAACAUCCACGACUAUGAAGCCGAUAGAAGAAGGAAUGGAAGAUGAUGUUUUCGAGUCCGAAUCCCACAACACUCGCCCGAGAGAAGACGUGUGACGCGCUUCAUCACCUCACGCUUCACUGUACGCUCUAUUGAAAUGAAUGGAAAAUGCAUUAAAAAGAAAAAUAAUUCAGACUCAAACUCAGAUUACACUCUUCUGGAUAGAGAUCCAGAUCCAAUCAGAGUUGUUCUAGUAUUACAGAAUUAGCAUUAGAUACUAACACAUUUAAUAUAAUAUAGUCUUGAGCAUUUUACAUGAAACUGCUGUCAGAUAUACAUUUUGGAGAACAGAAAUAUCUUUACAAUUUUUAAUUCAGACCAAUUUUGCCCUUUAACAGUCUUGAUGCAUUUCAGGCUCUCCUAGAACAGGUUCUUUCUAAACUUUCUAAAAGAUUAUUGCGAGGCACUGCUGGACUAAUGUACGUGGAACUCAACAGUGUGGACUACUUCCAUCAGUGAGAUUUACAUUUCUCUGAUAGUUUUCAUGCACAUAUACCAUGUCAUGGUUUCUUGUGUAACGCGUUAACAGUCAAUAUAUUGUUAAAAUAAAUUGUAUUAAGAUGUGGAUUUUCUCACAGCAGUUUAAUUUGAGUGCAUUUGAAUAUAUCGCAUAAUGAACUAAAUGAAGAAUGGGUCACAUAGGGUUAAGCAAUGAUGAAGUGUUGGUUAGGGUUUAUUGGGUCUGGUUUGAAGCUUUUUCUGUGAUAAUUGUAAUGUGACGUGUGUGUUGUUAAAGUCAUACAGAUUCGUGAAAACACUUUUUUAAAUUAAAGUUUGACACUGUG